AUGAACUGGACAGGAGGUCAGCUGCAUCUCCAUUCGAGUCGGUCCGGUGUGCUGUCCAAAACACAGCGACAAAACUUUGCAAGUACCCGCCAGUUGGCUGGCAGCAAGCCGUCUCCACCGAGACCCUUCAGCGGAUUUUCAAGUCUCAAAGAAUCGGAUGCGAAACGAGAUGACGAGGCCCAGCAGCAGUCAGUGACAGAACUUGGUGUUUGCUCGCAAUCUACAGAGCAAAGCGAUGCUCGUCCCGCUGAAGGUCCUUCCCUUGAGAGUGGUAAUCAGUUAGACCAAAUCAAACAGAAGCUUCUUCGCAGAUCUGAUUGGGCUGUCUUGUCUGCUACACGUCCAUUGGCGAUUUCAUUUCCCCCGCAAACAGAGCGCUUUGGCAAAAGACGGAAACUGACAGGUGCCGAUCAUAAACGCUUGACCGCUACAAACGGAGAGCACACCCUGCCAAUGCUGUUUCAGUCCUAUCGGAGAGGCAGUGGUCUUUCCGCUGGACAUUAUCUGCCAGAUGUUCAAAUUCGCAUCAAUGGGCAACUUACCAAUCAUCCAUCAUCCCAGUUGAUCAAUCCCCUGGACGAUGGGCCUAGAACCUCACUGUCACCCUUUGGGCCCGUAGAAAGCUUACUAGCAAGGACUACCACAGCCACUCUACAGCAGUCCUCUGCAUCUGAACACGAAGCCACUGAUGACAAAACGGCAUCCAUACCCGAAGCCUCUACUCGAACUAAUGAAUAUUUCCGGGAUGGCGAUGUGGAUUAUCGCUUGUACCACGGUCACCGGUCUCCUGGAAUGGUCGAACGAGUCUCAUGUCACAGUAAUCGGGGGUUCUACCCACUCCAUGGCACCCACGGGGCCGACUUGUGUGAACCCGGCUAUUCGAGAAUCGGCACUCCUCAAUCUCGCUAA
Messenger RNA from Penicillium chermesinum, 909 nucleotides. RefSeq lists its product as uncharacterized. Bases 1 to 909 code for a protein of 302 amino acids. The record is from RefSeq and is a predicted model, not a curated record. The transcript has 2 exons. Lineage: Eukaryota; Fungi; Ascomycota; Eurotiomycetes; Eurotiales; Aspergillaceae.